CUCCUCGUCGCCAAACCACCUUGCGUUUGUGCUUGGUCAAACACCGGUGUACAACCGCUCAACCAGGAUUCCGUAGUCACAAUUCUGUGGAUUAUGAGUCGCAUUAGCCAGAUACCUUUGUUAUAGCUAGCUGACUGUCUUCAUUCAUUCGCUCUUUUUACAUCUCACAAUAACUAGACGAUAAUUUUCCUUUUAAAUAGUUAUUUACGGCAAGACUUCAGCAGUUGAAAUACGGCACUGUGAAAUAUGUCAGUGGUGGGAUUUGAUGUGGGCUUUCAGAGCUGCUAUGUUGCUGUAGCCCGAGCUGGAGGAAUUGAGACGGUAGCCAACGAGUACAGCGACCGAUCCACACCAGCAUGUGUGUCAUUUGGACCGCGAAAUCGGUCAAUAGGAGCAGCAGCCAAAAGCCAGGUUGUAUCCAACUGUACAAACACAGUUCAGGGCUUCAAACGAUUCCAUGGCAGGGCGUACACCGAUCCGUACAUCCAGUCAUCCAAGCCCAGCGUGGUUUAUGACCUCGCCCAGAUGCCCUCUGGGACAACUGGUAUUAAGGUGAGGUACAUGGAGGAGGAGAAGGUCUUCAGCAUUGAACAGGUGACUGGCAUGCUGCUGACCAAACUGAAGGAGACUGCUGAGAGCGCCCUGAAGAAACCUGUCGCUGACUGUGUCAUAUCUGUGCCCAGCUUCUUCACUGAUGCAGAGCGCAGAUCUGUCAUAGACGCAGCUCAAAUCGCUGGGCUCAACUGCCUACGACUUAUGAACGAGACCACUGCGGUUACACUGGCAUAUGGGAUCUAUAAACAGGACCUCCCUGCCCCUGAGGAGAAGCCCAGGACCGUGGUGUUUGUCGAUGUGGGCCACUCUGCCUAUCAGGUCUCAGUCUGUGCCUUCAACAAAGGAAAGCUGAAGAUUCUGGCCACUGCUUUUGACUCUGAGUUGGGAGGCAAGGCCUUUGACGAGUUCCUCGUGAACCAUUUCUGCGAGGAGUUUGCAAAGAAAUACAAGUUGGACGUGAAGACCAAGCCUAAAGCUCUGGUCCGCCUCUACCAGGAGUGUGAGAAGCUCAAGAAGCUGAUGAGUGCCAACUGUUCUGAUCUGCCCCUCAACAUCGAGUGCUUCAUGAACGACAUUGAUGUCUCCGCAAAACUCAACAGGGGCCAGUUUGAGGAGAUGUGUGCAGGGCUGCUGGCCAGAGUGGAGGCUCCCCUCCGCAGUGUCAUGGAGCAAACGAAGCUGAAGAAGGAAGACAUCUAUGCGGUAGAGAUAGUUGGCGGAGCCUCCAGGAUUCCGGCCAUCAAAGAGAGGGUCAGCAAAUUCUUUGGGAAGGAGCUCAGCACGACUCUAAACGCAGACGAGGCGGUCGCAAGAGGAUGCGCUCUGCAGUGUGCCAUCCUGUCCCCGGCCUUCAAAGUGCGCGAGUUCUCCAUCACGGACGUGACCCCCUACCCCAUCUCCCUGAAGUGGAACUCAGCCGCAGAGGAGGGACUGAGUGAUUGUGAGGUGUUCCCAAAGAACCAUGCAGCACCCUUCUCCAAAGUGUUGACCUUCUACCGGAGGGAGCCUUUCUCCCUGGAUGCAUACUACAACACCCCCAAAGAGCUGCCCUACCCGGACCCCACAAUAGGGCAAUUUAUGAUCCAGAACGUGGUUCCUCAAGCCUCUGGCGAGAGUUCCAAGGUCAAGGUGAAAGUUCGGAUUAACGUCCAUGGGGUGUUCAGCGUGUCCAGCGCCUCCCUGGUGGAGGUCCUCAAGCCUGCCGAGGGGGAGGAGCCUAUGGAGACGGAGCCAGCUGCCAAGGAGGAGGAGAGUAAGAUGCAGGUUGACCCUGAUCAACAGAAAGCCCAGGGUGACAACCAGAAAGAAAAUGGAGACAAGAAGUCUGAGACUGAAGACAUGGAGACGACCACAGAGGACGCCAAACAGGAGAAGAAGACAGACCAGCCUCCACAGGCCAAGAAGCCCAAAGUGAAAACAAAGAUUGUCGAGCUGCCAAUCGACAACAGCCUGCACUGGCAGCUAGCCAACGACACACUCAAUCUGUUUGUAGAGAGUGAGGGCAAGAUGAUCAUGCAGGACAAGCUGGAGAAGGAGAGGAACGACGCCAAGAACAACGUGGAGGAGUACGUGUACGAGAUGAGGGGCAAGCUUCACGGAGCGCUGGAGAAGUUUGUCGGAGAGGCGGACCGAGACACGUUUUCUCUAAAGCUGGAGGACACAGAGAACUGGCUGUAUGAAGACGGCGAGGACCAACAGAAACAAGUUUACAUCGACAAACUGGCCGAGCUCAAGAAUCUGGGCCAGCCCAUCCAGGACAGGUACAUGGAGGCCGAGGAGAGACCAAAAGCGUUUGACCAUUUGGGCAAACAGAUCCAGCAGUACAUGAAAGUUGUCGAGGCAUACAAGACAAAGGAGGAACUAUACGAUCAUCUAGAUGAGGCCGAUGUGGACAAGGUGGACAAGCUGGCUAGUGAUGCCAUGAUCUGGAUGAACAGCAAAAUGAACCAGCAGAGCAAACAGAACCUGACCCUGGAACCUGCAGUGAAAGUCACAGAGAUCCAGGCCAAGAUCAAGGAGCUCUUCUCCGCCUGCAACCCCGUGGUCUCCAAACCCAAACCUAAAGUGGAGCCGCCCAAGGAGGAGAAGGGGGAGCAGAACGGCCCGGUGAACGGACAGGAAGACCCGGACGCCCAGCCGGGCAGCCCGGAGAAGACCCCCGGGGCGGCAGACACGGCCCACCCAGAGACUGCUGAGAAGAAGCUGCCCGAGAUGGACAUUGACUAACUUCCACUGCUGCAAGCCACACCUCCAUCCCUCAGCCACACCUCCUCCCUCAGCCACACCUCUUCCCUCAGCCACGCCUCCAUCCCUCAGCCACACCUCCAUCCCUCAGCCACACCCCCUCCCUCAGCCAAACCUCC
Messenger RNA from Hypomesus transpacificus, 2918 nucleotides. Its product is annotated as heat shock 70 kDa protein 4-like. The transcript has 19 exons. The record is from RefSeq and is a predicted model, not a curated record. NCBI's taxonomy places the organism in Eukaryota, Metazoa, Chordata, Actinopteri, Osmeriformes, Osmeridae. Gene Ontology annotation, biological process: protein folding. The coding region runs from base 247 to 2781 and encodes 844 amino acids. Gene Ontology annotation, molecular function: ATP binding; ATP-dependent protein folding chaperone. Gene Ontology annotation, cellular component: nucleus; cytosol.